UACCUAUGAAAGUAAAAGUAUAUAAACUCGGUAUAUAUUUUAACCAUCAUAUAAGUUUUUAUGAAUUCAACAAGUUAAAAGUUUAAUACUUACAAAAACAAUGUUGAAAGUAGUCAUUAUAAGCCUGGCCAUAAUAUUGGCAUCAGCCAGCUCACCCUACAAAGACUGCGGACACGCUGAAAUUAAAACAUUGGAAAUUAGUAAAUGUACAAAGUCACCAUGCGAAUUUCAUUUGGAUGAGCAAGUUACCACGGACAUUGAGUUUACAGCGAACCAGGAUACUACUAAACUAACAUUUGGCAUGACUGUUGAUUUGGGAUCAGGGCCAGUUGACAUCACCAAAUAUAUGCCUGAUUUUGAUAACAAUGGAUGUCAUUUAGUCAAGUGUCCGGUCAAAAAGGGUGACCCACUGUCCAUCGUAUAUAAGGCGGUAAUCCCUAAAUUGGCACCGACAGAUAUUGAAGGGAAUAUGACGUUUUUAUAA
Messenger RNA from Oppiella nova, 484 nucleotides. The record is from the annotation of a GenBank genome assembly. Lineage: Eukaryota; Metazoa; Arthropoda; Arachnida; Sarcoptiformes; Oppiidae.